Molecule: messenger RNA, 2155 nt
Organism: Bactrocera oleae (olive fruit fly)
Lineage: Eukaryota; Metazoa; Arthropoda; Insecta; Diptera; Tephritidae
Source: RefSeq, a predicted model, not a curated record
UUACGAUGGCUUGCACAAAUUACAUUCGACGGAUGCAUUACUUGUGCCAUUAGAUGACAUUUACUCGACUAUUUAGUGGGCGCAUUCAGCGGCAAUGUAACGCAUUCGAAAAUAUUUCAAGCAGUGUUUAAAUGUAAAGUUAAAUAUUUGCUAAAAUAUACAGUUUACAAGUUUUAAAAGUAUUUGCAAAUAAAUUUAAUAAAAAAUAUUUCCUAACAAACGGUUUAUGAAAAGCUUAUGGUAAAAUUAAAACAAAACACAGGAAACGGUUUUUAAGCACACAUAAUGUAACUCAACGCGUUGUGUAACGCAAAAAUAAAGUUUUUUAAAGAACGAAUUUUUGGAGAGCCUCAACUAGUAUAAUAAUUAUCACUGAAAGUGCUAUGGAUGUGUUUGCGAAAAAGUGUAUAAUCAAGAGCAACGACGAGUUGGGAAGAUAUGUCACAGCAGCUGUGGAUAUAAAAGCCGGCGAAACUUUUCUGCUAGAACAACCAAUAUUGUUGUUGGCUUUAAAUGGCGAGAGACGCUGCUCGAAUUGCCUGAAAUUGACGACACAAUUUUGCAGCAACUGCCGCGUCUUUGCGCUCUGUGACAAUUGUGUGUCUCACAAUGAAUACGACUGCCGUUUGCUUGCCGAUAUGAAAGAUUUAGACAUUGAAUUACUUAAGGAAAAUCCCAAUACUUAUGGACUGCUCAAGUGGCUGCUGCUCCGUGAGGACCCGGAAAACGGUUCAUACUACGAACAGUUACUACAAAUGGAAUCGCAUUUGGAAGAGCGGCGCGGCAGUGAAAUAUGGCAAGAAUUGCAAAAAAACAUCGUCGAACCCGUGCUCCAAGCGGGCUUGACAAAACAUCUGAAGGACGGUCAGAGUGUGGACGAAACGCUGCUGCAAACUUUUUUAGGCAUUAUUGAUGUUAACUGCUUUGAAAUACGUGCGCCCGAUGAAGGUCAGCUGCGCGGCCUGUAUCCACGUACAGCGCUUAUGGCGCACAGUUGUGUAGCGAAUGUACAGAUUAGUAAUGAUGAAAACUAUCUGAUGAAAGUCUUUGCAACGUGCGAUGUGACGAAAGGAGAAUUACUAUAUAACUGUUACACAAAUGUGUUGUUGGGUACAGAUGAGCGGCGUCAUCUACUAAAGGAGGGCAAGUAUUUCGAUUGUAAAUGUGAGCGUUGUGAGGAUCCCACCGAGUUGGGUUCACAUAUGAGCAGUUUCAUGUGCGCACGUUGUGCUGAGAAUAAACAAACUGGCUUCAUUGUAAAAAUAAAGCAGGAACGAACACAACAAGCGACACAGUUACAAAAAUCAACGAAAAGUACCGCCGUCAAGCAAUUAUGGACAUGGAAGUGUCAGGAGUGUGAACACACCCUAACGCCAGAUACUGUACAACAACUAAUUGAACGUGCUAAAGAAGAAAUGUUCCAUGCAAAAGAGGAUAUCACGCGCUACGAACUACUGCUUUCGAAACUAACACGCUACUUUCAUCCCAAUCACUAUCUCUUGUUGGAUAUAAAACAGAAUAUAGCGGCUAUUUUGCGCUCGAUUUUGCAAAAUUUUGCACUACAACCGGGUCGUAAGGUAUACGAACGCAAAGUGCGUCUCUGUCAGGAUGUAUUUGGGGUUUUGCAAAUAAUUCUACCCGGUAUUUCACGCCUGAAAGCAAUUGUGCUCUACGAAAUGGCGAAUACACUUGCGGAAUUGCAUCGAAUGCGUUACGACCAGAAGGAGCUCCAGAAGACGGAGUUGGUGGAGCUGCUUAAACGUGUUGAAAUGAUGCUACGCGAAUCAGUACGCAUGCUACUUUAUGAACCGCUUGAAACACCCGAGGGUCAAAUGACAAAGAGCAUAUUGAAGGAGAUAAAGGAUCUGCAAAACGAUGUUAAAUAUUUGGAGGAAAACUAAAUGAAAAUAGCAAUCAUUUUGUAAAUAUAAAAUACUCAAAAUAAAUGUAAAAUUUAUAUUUAAGAGUUACCAACAGAAAAUAGAUAUCAAAAUACACUUAUUAUAGUCAUACCUUUUUAAUAACCACAAGAUCAAUUUUCCAUUUAUACCCAGUUUGUGGCUCCAAAGUAAUCAAUUCACUGACAUCACUACCAAUUAGUGGCCCUGUGCGCCAUGGGCAGGCACUUUCUUAUAAAUGCCCGGCAGACAAUAAC